Messenger RNA from Carassius carassius (crucian carp), 1659 nucleotides. Its product is annotated as proline rich transmembrane protein 1B-like. The transcript is spliced from 4 exons. Lineage: Eukaryota; Metazoa; Chordata; Actinopteri; Cypriniformes; Cyprinidae. Gene Ontology annotation, cellular component: membrane. The coding region runs from base 139 to 891 and encodes 250 amino acids. The record is from RefSeq and is a predicted model, not a curated record.
AGAGAUCACACAAGCCACAGCCAUUUCACACACACACACACACACGCACAAACACACAUCUGAUCCUGAACGUCGAUACACUCCCGCUGGAUAUUUCUUAGGAUUUUUCUGCAUCCUGAUGAUCUCUGACCAUCCCUGAUGGACUCAGCCGCUCCUCCGAACAUCCCUGAUGACCGAACUCAUCCAGGGCCUCUCGGCCUCCAGGAGGCUCAUGAUUCCUCCAGACAAAGGGAAGCCACGACAUUACCCAGCGUUCCUGCAUACGACUCGGUCAGCAUCCUCACCGCUGGCCCAUUGAAUGACACUGACAGCAUCCAAACAUCCCAUCAUGCAUACGACACGGACAGCAACCGCACCCUAAACCCAGCAUUCGACACGGACAGCACCCACACCCUGCACCCGCCGUACACGAGCCCCGCUGGAGGAGACGCCUCGACCAGCAGCGUCCCGGCCAACCCUCCUCCAUACAGCCCACCGGACCCCAAAACUGUCUACGUCAUGUACCCACAGUACCCAAACCAGCCCGUCAUCGCCUGUCAGCCCGGAGCCAAUCUACCUGGAGCUUUCUACCAGCCCUCCUUCCUCCCGUCGUCCACUUACCCGUCCUACACUAUAUACAUGAACGGGCCGCCGCUGGGAGAGGAGCACCCUCCGUUACCUAAAGAUUACCUGGUUGAGUCUCUGCUGGUGACCAUCUUCUGCUGUCUCAUGAGCGGCCUCGUCGCUGUCAUGUACUCGUAUGAAACCCGUGCGGCGCUGACCAGAGGUGACAUCCGUGAAGCGGAGAAAACAUCCCAGAAGGCUCGUCUGCUUGUCAUGUUCAGUUUGAUGUUCGGCAUAUUUAUUUUUGUGGGCUGGAUUAUUUAUGUAGUUACAGUGCUCUGUCCAUAGAAACUUUCUCAUGCUAACUAAGUAUGCAUUUAUUUAAUCAAAAAUCUGUAAAAACUGUUAAAUAUUAUUACAACUUAAAUAACUGUUUUCAAUUUGAAUAUAUAGUCAAUUGUAAUUUAUUUCAGUGAUACAAAGCUGAAUUUUCAGCAUCGUAACUCCAGUCUUCAGUGUCCUUCAGAAAUCAUUCUAAUAUGCUGAUUUGUGCUCAAACAUUUCUGAUUGUUAUUCAUGUUGAAAACAGUUGUGCUGCCCAAUAUUUUUCUGGAAACUUUAAUGCAUCCCAGCUAAGUAAAAUUAUUAAUUUCUAUCAAAAAAAUUAAUCUUACUCACCUCAAACCUUUAAACAGUAGUGCAAUUGCUGUGAAGAUACUAAUUUUAUAGAUGUUGUUUGAAGGUGCACCAUCACUUCUUUUUCUUAACUGUUAUUUUAAAAUGUGAUAAAUAGUAGUAAAAGUCAUGAAAACUCACAACAAUGAAUGUAUGGGAACUAUACCAGUCGAAACGUCAUUCAAACAUAUGACUGUGAAAAAUGUUGGAAAAGCACACAGAACUGAAAAGCAUUGAAAGGGACUUCCAUUAAAAAUCACAAAGUGUGAGAUUCAAACAUUAACGUCUUACAUUAAACAGGUUCACCCCUGAUUUAUUGCAUCAUGUUCUAUGAUACUGUAUGUACUUUCAGAUGAUAAUCAUCGAUAGUUUGUAUUUUUCUGUCACUCGUAAUAAACCUUGUAUUUUUGUUGACUUAGUUAUGUAAAAACUACCAUUAUC